AUGCUCGUCACUUUUAUUCGCCAUGGGGAAUCCACCGAUAAUCUCCGUCCCGUGUGGGCUGGAUGGCUAGAUGCUCCACUUUCUAAUCAUGGCAUGAACCAAGCACGCGCACUCGGAGAACAUUGGGCUACGACUCCAAUCACUGCAGUCUACUGUUCAGAUCUCAAACGAGCACACACUACCGCCCAGCAACUCGUCGCACCCCGCAAUGCCGCCACCGCCUCGGAGCUCGCACCAGGCGUUGUGCCCAUCACGCUUGUCGUCAAUCCACUCCUCCGCGAGCAAAACUUUGGCGUCGCGGAGAACAAACCCUGGGCGGCUCACAAGCCAACAUCCGCACACGAGACAGAGGAAGAGGUUUAUUACUCUAUCUAUACCCGCCACGAAAAGUUUCCAGAGGGCGAAUCCCUCGAUGAUCUAGCUGAACGUGCAGAAAAAGCCCUCGACGAGACGGUGUGGCCCCAUGUGCAGCAAAUCCUGGAUGACAAGGGUCCGGGACUCGGAAAGGACAAUCACAUUGUCAUUGUCAGCCAUGGACUCGCCAUUUCCGAGCUUGUCGCUGCCCUUCUCCGUCGAAGCCCCAUCCCACCACCAAUCGGAGUAUCGUACAGAGGGCUCCAGAACACCGCAUGGACGCAGCUAGAGAUCACCAUCGAACACCGUCCGCCACCAAACGAAGCAGAGAAAGAAGUCUCGAGCAUCCACCUCGUCUCUGCCAAUAACCAUCCGCAUCUUGCUCGCGUGAAAAGACAAGCAGGAGGCAUCGGCAGUGCCGCACACGAUGAGAAACAAACGAGCAUUCGUGACUUUUUUGGUGGAGCAACUACAACGAGCCAAAGCUCUUCUUCUCUAUAA
Molecule: messenger RNA, 855 nt
Organism: Serendipita indica DSM 11827
Lineage: Eukaryota; Fungi; Basidiomycota; Agaricomycetes; Sebacinales; Serendipitaceae
Source: the annotation of a GenBank genome assembly